UGAGCUGUGUUUUGUGGAGUGCUCGAGGAGGGGGCGACGCCGCCGGAAGGAGGAAUAGAGACUGGAAAGUAGUUAGUGGAGGUAGAUUGUACAAAAAAGUCAGAGAAAUGGCAUCUGGCGAUACACUGUACAUUGAAGCGGACGGCGGCGAAAUGCCAGCGGAGAUAGUUGAACUCCAUGAGAUCGAAGUGGAGACUAUAGAGACAACAGUGGUCGGUGGAGAGGACGGCGAACAUCAGCCUAUGAUUGCCUUACAGCCCUUGGUCACGGAUGAUCCAAACAAUGUUCAUCAGCAUCAUCAAGAGGUGAUAUUAGUCCAGACCCGGGAGGAGGUAGUAGGCGGCGAUGACUCAGACCUGCGAGCAGACGAUGGGUUUGAGGACCAAAUACUUAUUCCCGUCCCGGUUGCCGAGGAAGAAUAUAUUGAACAGACUUUGGUCACAGUUGCAGGGAAGAGCUCGACUGGACGCGUGAAAAAAGGUUCCGGCGGCGGAAAGAGGGCGAGUAAAAAAAGCUACUUGACUGCUGGAGACGCAAGCGGUAGAAAAUGGGAACAGAAACAAGUACAGAUAAAGACUUUGGAAGGGGAAUUUUCGGUUACGAUGUGGGCUUCGGAUGACAAAAAGGACGUCGAGGAUGAAUCGAUGGUGGAAGAGCAGAUUAUCGGUGAGAACUCUCCCCCAGAUUACUCGGAGUACAUGACGGGGAAGAAACUCCCGCCCGGGGGCAUCCCGGGAAUCGACCUGUCCGACCCCAAACAGCUUGCGGAGUUUGCCAGAAUGAAGCCUCGGAAAGUGAAGGAGGACGACGCCCCGAGAACAAUAGCAUGUCCCCACAAGGGGUGCACGAAAAUGUUCCGGGACAAUUCGGCGAUGAGGAAGCACUUGCACACCCACGGCCCACGGGUGCACGUCUGUGCGGAGUGCGGCAAAGCUUUCGUGGAAAGCUCCAAACUGAAACGACACCAGCUGGUUCACACAGGAGAAAAACCUUUCCAGUGCACAUUUGAAGGUUGCGGGAAGCGUUUCUCUCUGGACUUUAACUUGCGCACGCACGUGCGGAUUCACACUGGAGACAGGCCGUAUGUUUGUCCGUUCGAUGGCUGCAGUAAGAAGUUUGCUCAGUCCACCAACCUCAAGUCUCACAUCUUAACACACGCCAAAGCCAAAAACAACCAGUGAUCUGGCUCUACGUGGGACGCCGGAGACAAAACAAACAAACAAACAAACAAACAAAACCUAGUACUGCAACCGCAACAAAUCCUCCUUUAAAACAAAAAACAAAAAAAACGCAAAUUCUCUUUUGUACUUUGUUUAUAGGCAGAUGUUUUAAGGUAGAUUUACGAGACAGGUUUGUUUUUUUUGUUCUUGUUGUUGUUGGUUCUUUUUUUUUCUGGACAUGUUUAUGGGGAAGUGAAUGAUGAAUGUUCAAAAAUAACCACCCCAGCGUUCUCUGAUAACACACCAGAAUGGGGGGGCGAGAGAGAGAG
Molecule: messenger RNA, 1489 nt
Organism: Chanos chanos (milkfish)
Lineage: Eukaryota; Metazoa; Chordata; Actinopteri; Gonorynchiformes; Chanidae
Gene: yy1a
Product: YY1 transcription factor a
Exons: 5
Coding region: 108-1181 (357 amino acids)
Biological process (GO): regulation of transcription by RNA polymerase II
Cellular component (GO): transcription regulator complex; chromatin; PcG protein complex
Molecular function (GO): DNA-binding transcription factor activity, RNA polymerase II-specific; RNA polymerase II cis-regulatory region sequence-specific DNA binding
Source: RefSeq, a predicted model, not a curated record